CGAUUGACGAGGAGGCAUUUAAAUUAUUUGGUGAUUUUUUUGGCUUUUAAAUAUUCUUAAGAAUAUAUACUUUCUCUGCGAAGAAAAAACCUAAAAAAAAUUGGCUGGAGUCGUACAACUUGUUUCAGAGUCGCAUACUCGCAUCCAUGGAAAUACGAAGAAUAUAUUCGAAUGGAUUUUCAAUUUUCGGAGAAAGAGAUUGGAUUCUAAACUCAAGAUUCUUUCCCUGAAACUCGAAAGGCUUUAACCGUUUCAACAUGGUUGAACGGGGUUGGAGCUUUACCUAUUUCGGAUGAUGCUACUAAUUCACAAUCUCACUCUCAGAUAUUCGUUCUGUUUUGCUGUUUCUCCAACAAAAUCUUCAUAAUAUGAAGCUUCCAUCUUGCUUAAUUCAAGAAUAGAAUUUUGACAUUGGACAAAAUGACAACAAAGAAAGGAAAGCACUCCCAGAAAAUCAGAACUAUGGAACAGGAUGGGAAGACCAUUAAACUUCAAAUUAUAAUGGGACACUGCUGGCCAAGAACGUUUCAGGACAAUCACCAACAGUUACUACCAUGGGGCUCAUGGCAUUAUUACCAAGAGAGCUUCAAUAAUGUCAAGCAAUGGUUGAUUACUUCGAAUAUGUUUUCAAGUGAAAGAAUGAGGAAGAAAAAACUUAAAGUUUUGUUCUCAUUGAGGUUGCUCUUCUACACAAUAGGCAUUCUGAUAUCCCUUUGGAGGUGGUGGUAAAAGAGCCAGUUAAGGAUGAUGAUAGAGUUGUUCUGCUGGAGGAAGGAAAGCUCCAGGCAGCCUCUCCUAGAGCUCGGAUAUUGUCUUCGUCAUCUUCUAUUGUGAGGUGUGUUGAGGGAAUUUGUUUUUGAAAAUCUUGAGUGUGUGAACUGGUUAUCAUACUCUGUUAUUUUAUGUUGUUUGUAAAAAUUUGCAUCAAACAUCACAUUACUUUGGUUUUUCUUUGCUUGUUUUUCACUCCCUCUUAUUCAUACGUAAAGUUGAUUUCCAUCUUACUACAGUAAAAA
Cannabis sativa is the source of this 1016-nucleotide messenger RNA. RefSeq names its product ras-related protein RIC1-like. The record is from RefSeq and is a predicted model, not a curated record. Lineage: Eukaryota; Viridiplantae; Streptophyta; Magnoliopsida; Rosales; Cannabaceae. The transcript has 6 exons. Bases 421 to 729 code for a protein of 102 amino acids.